Fusarium venenatum is the source of this 1149-nucleotide messenger RNA. Lineage: Eukaryota; Fungi; Ascomycota; Sordariomycetes; Hypocreales; Nectriaceae. The record is from RefSeq and is a predicted model, not a curated record.
AUGGCCGAACAACUUUCAACCCCGCGCAUCACCGCCGCAUAUCUCGACAAUUUUGUCGGCCGAGUCGUCAUGCUUGUGGGUGAAGUGACUCAACUUCGAGGUGAUCAGGCAACUUUGGAGUCUGACGGAACUGUCACUGUCUUGCUAAACAGAAGACUUCAGGAUGCCCAUCUCUCAAACGGAAAUACCGUGCAGGUCAUUGGAAAGGUCAACCCGGACCUGUCGAUCAAAGUUUUGACAUCCCGGGACUUGGGUAAUACUGUGGAUCAUGGCCCUUUCCAGUCCUCACAACCAUACGCCCCACGUGUGGCCAUGAUCUGGACAUCACCCAAGAGAUCUGAUGCUUACAGAUCCGCUACACAUCAAAGACAAGCUUAUUUUGACGAGAAAAAUCGAAAAUCAAACGUAACGACACCUAAGUCAGAUUCAACUGACACCACCACUUCGAGACCCUUACACAACAACACCCACACUGCUGCACAGAGGUUACAGUCCAGAACAAGAUCAAACUAUGGCCAGAGUAGACCUUCUAUCUCCAUGUCUUUCACAACGUACAGUUCCGACAUUCGUGGUCGUGAAAUCGAAUCUCGAUCUAUCAGUCCGCCCUAUCCAUCUCACAUUUCACAAACACUACUACUAACUCCUUCCAUCGGCUCACUUCUACCAUCGCCACCAGAGGAAAUAACGAUUUGCCGUUCUUAUUCCCCAGAAACCACAGGACCUUCUUUCAUCGAGACGCCUAGUGGUACAUAUUCAAGCUCACAGCAAACUUACGACCAAGAUUCUCAGCUAUCACACAUACCAUCAGCUCAGCCCUACGGAUACACACCCCUUGGCUACUCUCCGCCCCCGAUGUCUUCUCCAAGUUUACUCCCGUCCCCGCCAAUGACACAAUCCACAGAGGAAGGAUUCCGCUCAUAUCAGCCGCCUAUGUCCCCCACAUUCUCAGCCUCUUCCCGCCGCUACUCCUCACUGACAGGUCGCCGUCUGCCCGAUGACUCGGCUAUAUCAGACUCAAGAUUAGACGACCUUCCGGAAUCAGAGCUGUUUGACUCGGUUCUCGAGGGGAUUGGACGCAUUCAUGUUUCAAUGGGUCGGGAUGAUGCAGGCAGGUGGCGAAUACAACGGGCCACUGACGAGAGACCAUAG